CGGCGGCAGGGGCGGGCCGCGGGUGGGGCGCCGGGGCGGCCUGGCCUGGCUGGGGACCGCGGCGGGCGCCCGGACCUGGAGGGGACUCUCGGGCCGGUCCGGGGCAGCAUGUGACUCCGACCAGGAUUCAGCCCUGAUGGAGGCUGAGCAGCCUGAACAUGGAGCAUCUGCACCCAUCCCUACCAUAGAGGAAUCGAAAGCAAUCCCUGAAGCUAUCAUGAGGAGCAGUCAGAUCCCUGCCCUGGAGCCUGAAGCUCAAGAAGGCCAAGACUCAUCCUACAAGUGGGCAGAUGGACACAGACCCCUGAUGGGCCAGCCACAGGAGUUAAGGGACAUGAGUGACCACAUACCUGAUAGUAUGGGAUUUUUCUUAAAGGAAGUUUCUUCAGAUGUGGAGACCAACCAGGAAAUCCUUGUGGCUGAGGCCUUCCACACUCCAGACCCACUGGAAGCAGUAUCCCAGAGCCUUAAAGACAGCCUGUCAAGAACAAUAGCUGUCCCAGAGCUCUUGGCCUGUGCUGUUCGGGAGGAAUGGCCAGACAAAUCCAGCAAACUGGACAGCACAGUGGAGCUAGAAUUGCAGCCAGAACUCAUGUCUUUGACACUGGCAGUUAGCAAAGCAAAAGAAGAGAAAGACACCUCGCCAGACCCUUCUAGCCCUAGAGGAUUUUGGCCUCCCUGCAAAAAGCACCCUGGUGAGACAGACCAGUCUGGGGGCCAUGGAAGUGGACCGGUCAGGCAGUGGAAAGUGCUGCAGAUGGAGGCCACGCAAGAAGAGCACGGUCAAGGAGGCCUCCUCCAACCUCAGGAGGCCCAGGGACUCGAGAGGCAGGAAGUCAAAAUUCAGGAGGAAGGAAGUCUGAGGGAAGACAUUUGUUCUGAUGGGCUUCCAGGGAAUCGGGAAGACGAGGAAGAGGAGGUUAGUAGCUGUGAGGAAGAACAGGAACGAGUGCAAAACCAUAGAAUGCUCGGAGGACAGAGGGCCAGUAAGGGACUGAGUGGGGAACUGGAGGCUCUGGAUUACAGUGAGUGGGGUCAAGAGGACAGGGAUAGGAGGGUUCAGGGUCAGAGAGAUUCAGAAGAGGAGGGGUGGGUCAGGGGAUUAAGAGGGGUGGAAGAGAGGAGGGCAGACUCUCAGUAUGCAGGGAAUCAGAGGUUAGUAGUGAAAUCAGAGAGUAUAAGUGGAAAGCAGGGAGAUAAUGAUGAAACCCAAAUAGUGAUGCCAGGAGAAGGCCAGGAGGAGGCUGAGGGCCAGGAGGAGGCUGAGGAUCAGGAGGAGGCUGAGGAUCAGGAGGAGGCUGAGGACCAGGAGGAGGCUGAGGACCAGGAGGAGGCUGAGGACCAGGAGGAGGCUGUAGACUCAGGUGAGGGGGAGCGAGGGAAUAGGGAAGGGGGUGGACAGGCAGCCGUGGAAGGGAGGAGAACAGACGAGAACAACAAGCAUUGUCCUCCAGUGGAUCCCGUAGCUCCCGAGGCUCUCUCUUCAGGAGCAUUGUUUCCAGACAUCUCUUGCUCUGUGGCUGAUAUUCCUGGGGCUCAGAGGGAACCUGUUCCCAAGGAACAGAUCCCCCCAGCUCUGACUCCUGCACAGGAGCCAGUAGAAUGGCCUCACCAACCCAUUUCUCCACCUGCCUCUUUUGCUACUGAAGAACCCCCUGAUGAUAGGACUCACAACAGCCAGCAAGAAGGAUUCAGGCUGAAGAAAGGGACAGUGUUCCCCCAGGGGACUGAGGUUGUCUCUGCUAGUGUAUCGAUGACUCCUCCAAGGACACCGGAUUCAGCUCCUUUCAGUCCCACUGAAGUCUUCCCCGUCACUGCCACCCUGUCACCUCGGAAGGACACCCUAGCAGCCUCUCUCUCAACUGACAUUCCACCUCAUGGUGGGGCACUUGAGGCUCCUCCCAUACCUGCAAAAGCUCGCAAGGACCCAUGUGCCACCCCUGACAAGGCCAACGCUCACAGCCCUCUCACCAGCUACGCUGGAGCCACCCAGCAUCUAAGAAGUAAUUCGUUCCCAGGCUCUCACAGGACAGAACAGACUCCAGACUCCGUGGGAAAGUCUUUUUCUUUCUCUCAUUCGGAAUUACCACAGAGGCCCCCCAAACCUGCCAUCUAUGGCUCUCUGAUCCCACGAAGAGGCAGAAGAAGUAGGGACGGCAUCGUCUUCUCAGAAUCCUCUGCUGCUUUCUUUGCUUUGAGACAGGACUCCGAAGGACUCACUUCAAAUCCAGAGAGUCCCGGCGAGCCUCAUGGUAGUCCGCUGUGGGGCUCCCCACAGAACUCAGCCUUUGCCGUGGGUUCUCCUGGGAAUGUUUCUUCUCUAUCCACUGUCUCCAUGGACAUGAGGAAACAUGAAGCCUUGCCCCCUCCUCCCCCAGAAAAGAGACAUAGCUACAGUUCCGUGGUGGAGAGGGACGGCCAUCUUCAUGUAGUAGCCCCCACAGUGAAGCGAUACAGUCAUCCUCCUCCAUCGGCCCUAAGUUCAGGGCUACCUGGGUCUCCUGAAGGCUCGUUCCCGCUAGUUCCUGACUCUGUUGUGGCGAGGCAGCACCGCCCUCUGCCAGCCACCCCAGAGACCCCCCGCCAUACUCAGACCUCCAUCUCCUCCAGGCUGAGAUACAACAAACCAUUGCCCCCAACUCCCUAUGUGCCUGAUCUCGGCCAUUCUCCCCUCUCCCCGCCUAGCGUACCAAAGAUGUACAGACCUCUACCCCCAGUCCCUUCCUCUGAACCACCCCCAUUACCACCAAAAUCCAGGGAGAGAAGCAGGAGUAUCCAGGGAGGCGUUAUACAUUCAGGGGGCCAAGCCAAACCAAGACCCACUGGCCAAGACUGGACAGUCUCCACACUCUCUGUCGGACGGACCUCUUGGCCCCCGGCUACAGGCAGAUCAACAGAAUCGUUGGUUCCCACCAGUGGGGGUGUAACUGAAGUGUCCCCUGGCCUGGCUUUCAGCAACAUGAUAAACCUUCUAAGUCCCUCUUCCCCUACCACUCCCUGUACCCCGGAACUUCAGAGACCUACCAGUAAGGAUGAGUCGGAGCUCACCGAAGAGUCUGAGCCCCCCGUGAGAGGAUCGUUCAGAAGAUCAGUCCCUCAGGAGGGAUGUAAUGACACACGGAGGUCAGCUUUAGGACCAAAAAAACAGUCAGAAAAACCCAUCCACCAGCAACUGGAGAAGGCAUGCAGCUGGCCCCGCAGGCAGGACCCAGCGAGAACAGAGAGUGGCAGUGAACAGGCUGGGGGCCAGGCCUCCCACAAGCACAAGGGCUGGAACCGGCAAGGCCUGCGGAGACCUUCUCUGUUGCCCGAGAGCUCUGCAGAUUUGAGAAAUCCAAGCAUGGGAAGACCCCCUGGCUCUUCAGAUUCUGUGGUUUUCCGGGAGAAGAAACCGAAGGAGGGGACAGGAGGCUUUUCAAGACGCUGCUCCAAGCUCAUCAACUCCUCCCAGCUACUUUAUCAGGAGUACAGUGAUGUUGUUCUGAACAAGGAGAUUCAGAGCCAGCAGCGGCUGAACAGCCUAGCGGAGGCACCUGGACUCGCUUCCCCCCGGCAGCGUCGAAAGGCAAUGGUAUCUUCAGACUCCUACCUACAGCGCCUCUCCAUGGCCUCCAGUGGCUCCCUCUGGCAGGAAAUCCCUAUGGUGCGCAACAGCACAGUGCUGCUCUCCAUGACCCAUGAAGAUCAAAAACUGCAAGAGGCCAAAUUUGAGCUGAUCGUGUCAGAGGCGUCUUACCUUCGCAGUCUAAACAUAGCUGUGGAUCAUUUCCAACAUUCAGCUCAACUUCGGGCCAUCCUGUCCGCCCAGGAUCACCAGUGGCUCUUCUCCCGUCUACAGGAUGUGCGAGAUGUCAGCACCACGUUCCUUUCCGACCUAGAAGAAAACUUUGAGAACAACAUCUUCUCCUUCCAAGUAUGUGAUGUUGUCUUGAAUCAUGCCCCAGAGUUCCACCGAGUCUACCUGCCUUAUGUCACCAACCAGACCUAUCAGGAACGCACCUUCCAAAGCCUAAUGAAUAGCAACAGCAGUUUCCGGGAGGUCUUGGAGAAGCUGGAGAGUGACCCCAUCUGCCAACGCCUGUCUCUCAAGUCCUUUCUGAUACUGCCCUUCCAGCGUAUCACCCGUCUUAAGUUGCUACUCCAGAACAUUCUGAAGAGAACCCAGCCUGGCUCCUCAGAAGAGGCAGAGGCCACAAAGGCACACCAUGCCUUGGAGAAGCUGAUCCGAGACUGCAACAACAAUGUGCAGAGGAUGCGGCGGACAGAGGAGCUCAUCUACCUGAGCCAGAAGAUUGAGUUUGAAUGCAAAAUUUUCCCGCUUAUUUCCCAAUCUCGAUGGCUGGUGAAGAGUGGGGAGCUGACAGCCCUCGAGUUCAGUGCUUCCCCAGGGCUGAGGAGGAAACUGACCACUCGUCCUGUCCAUCUGCAUCUCUUCAAUGACUGUUUGUUGCUGUCCCGACCCCGAGAAGGCAGCCGGUUCCUGGUAUUUGACCAUGCUCCAUUCUCCUCCAUUCGAGGGGAAAAGUGUGAAAUGAAGCUGCAUGGACCUCACAAGAACCUCUUCCGUCUGUUCCUGCUGCACAACACACAGGGCACCCAAGCAGAGUUCCUCUUCCGAACUGAGACUCAAAGUGAAAAGCUCCGAUGGAUCUCGGCCUUGGCCAUGCCCAGAGAGGAGUUGGACCUGCUUGAGUGCUACGACUCCCCACAGGUUCAGUGUCUCCGCGCCUACAAGCCCCGAGAGAAUGAUGAGUUGGCACUGGAGAAGGCGGAUGUGGUGAUGGUGACUCAGCAGAGCAGCGAUGGCUGGCUGGAAGGUGUGAGACUCUCAGAUGGGGAGCAAGGCUGGUUCCCCGUCCAACAAGUAGAGUUUAUUUCCAAUUCAGAAGUCCGCGCACAGAACCUCAAAGAGGCCCAUCGAGUCAAGACUGCCAAACUGCAGCUGGUACAACAGCAAGUCUAACUGUUCUUGGGAAAGAGUCUUCUGAGAUCAUGAACAAGCAUUCCUGGAAAUGGCUGGCCCCAGGGACCUGCUACAGAGGCCGUCUGUGGACCAGGAACUCAGCCUUCUGAAAGCCCAAGGACUGACUCAGUCCCUUGCUCCAGUACUUCUUUCAUUUUGUGCUUGGUGGGGAAUAUUGAGUGACUUCACACUGGAUUCUGGGAUCCUUUUUUCGAAGGAAAAGGGACUGUGGGGCCUGAGCCUAGGCGGUGUACUUCAUCUGCUGCUGCAGUGCAGAUUCAGAGCUAGCCAGAUGUGAGGCUGUGGACAGAUGUUACCAGACGGACCUCAGCCCACUGGAGAGUGGGGUUGAAUGGGGAUUAGCACAUCAGGUGGGGCGUGGACCUGCUGACCGCUAGGGUGUCUUCGGAUCUAGAGAUUCUCCUCAGUGCAUGCGCCCCCGAGGUCUUUGUUUCUUGGUGGCAAUGUGAGGGUGGCAUUCUCUCACUCUAAUAAACUUGGCACUUCUCUGAG
Messenger RNA from Peromyscus maniculatus bairdii (prairie deer mouse), 5476 nucleotides. It is a transcript of the gene Arhgef5, whose product is annotated as Rho guanine nucleotide exchange factor 5. Gene Ontology annotation, molecular function: protein binding; guanyl-nucleotide exchange factor activity. The record is from RefSeq and is a predicted model, not a curated record. NCBI's taxonomy places the organism in Eukaryota, Metazoa, Chordata, Mammalia, Rodentia, Cricetidae. Gene Ontology annotation, cellular component: cytoplasm; nucleus. Gene Ontology annotation, biological process: intracellular signal transduction; activation of GTPase activity.